Mytilus californianus (California mussel) is the source of this 2460-nucleotide messenger RNA. RefSeq names its product trichoplein keratin filament-binding protein-like. Lineage: Eukaryota; Metazoa; Mollusca; Bivalvia; Mytilida; Mytilidae. The record is from RefSeq and is a predicted model, not a curated record. Gene Ontology annotation, cellular component: keratin filament. Gene Ontology annotation, biological process: apoptotic process. Bases 144 to 1640 code for a protein of 498 amino acids. The transcript is spliced from 15 exons.
GCUUGUGUUGUUUUUCAAGAAAGACCAUUUCCUGUUGACAUUCGCUACAGAUUUCUUCAUUGUUUAGAGUAAGAAACAUGAUUUAACAAAUGAGGAACAAUUCUCACUCAUGAAACUACGUAAAGUAAGCUGACUUUUUCAAAAUGGCGCUACCAACUACUCCUCGCUACUGGACAACAAGAAAGAAUAUUUAUGAACAAGCUAUAGUACGACACAGAGACCAUAACGACCAGUUCAGGGAAAGAUGGGGUACAGCUGUUAACUAUUUUCAGAAAUCUGACAUGGAAGCUAAAAAGCAAUCAAACUGGGGCUCAGAACAAAGCAUGAGGUCAAGCAUGGACAAAUACAAAGCUAUACAGGACAAAGAUGAGAAGACAGAAAGGUUAAAGAAAAGGAGAUUAAAGUUAGGACAGAUGUUAAGAGAAGAAAGAAAUAGAUGGGAGGCAGAACUUAAAGGUCUUUCAAGGGAUAAUUAUAGUCGACUGGAAGACAUGAAAGAAAGAACAGAUAGUUUGCGAAGUGCAAGGGAAGAAAAACGAAAACAGUUGGCAGAAGAAAAAUUAUAUGAGUAUUGGAAACUGAAUAAUCCAGACUUAAGAAAGAUUGAGUCAGAGCAGUUAAAAGAUCAUGUGGUUGGUAAAUGGAGUGGACAAGUAGAAGAAAAAGAACAGAAAUUAGAUCAAGAGAGAAGAGAAAAGGAAAAGUUUGAAAGACAAAUGGAGGAGGAGAGGUUACAAGCUUUAGUGUUAGAAAGACAGAAAGAAGAAGAAAAAUUGAGGGAAGAAAUAAGGAUAAAAGAUAUUGUACAAGAACAAAUGUUUGAAUUAAAGGAAAGAGAACAUGAGGCAAAGAUUUUAAAAAGAGAACAGGAGCAGUUAUUGAGGGAACAAUGGGAGUUAGAAAACUUGGAGGAAGAGAGAAAAGAGAGAGAAGUUCAACGUAAACAAAGAGAAGUAGGGAAGAUGCUUCUUAGACAACACAAGACACAGAUGAUGGCAAAGUCCAGAAGAAUUUUAGAAGAACUGGAACAAGACAGGCAGAUAUUAGAAGCUAUGGCAGAACAAGAAAAGGAAGAUGAAAAAGUACAGACAGCAAGGAAAGAAACAGCCAGAGCAGAUGCAGCUUGGAUGAAACAGGUUAUUGAAGACCAGAUAAAGUUAGAAAAGGCAAGAGAAGCAGAACUUGAUAUGCUUUAUCAAGAAGAAGCAGCUAGAAUGUGGCACAAAAGAGAAGCUGAAUGGGAGAAAGAACGAGCAGCUCGGGCAAGACUGAUGCAUGAAGUGAUGGAUGACAGACAAAGGCAACUGGAAGAUAGAAUGGAACAAAACCGAAUAGAUCAGGAAGAGUCUUUAAAACAGAGAGAGCUGUUAAUUCGUGAGAUGGAAAUAGCACAACAAAUGACACACAGGGAGAAAGAGGAGACAGAUGCACAAAAAGAGGCCCUAAAAUUAAAUUUGAAAGAACAGGUGACAGCACGUCGUGAACAAGAAGAGAGAGCUAAACAGAGGGACGCUUUAGAAUAUAAUGAAGAUCAAAAAGGGGAUGAAGAAUAUGAUGAUUUCUUACGACAAGAAACAGAAAGGAUGAGGCUAAAAGGAUUUACACCUAGACAACAUGGAAGAAAACAGGCAUGGUCAUGAAAGAUGUAAAAGCCUAGACUCUACUAAAUUAUUUUAUAUAACAAUUGAAAAUGUCAGUUCAUUGUGGUUGAGGGCUCAUAGAUUCUACAGAUCUCAACAAUUCAGAAGAAAUGGCGGAUGACCAUAAUUAUUGUUAUCAACAUGUCAUUAUAUGUAACAUUUGUGAAUUAUUAGAUCAAUCAAAAAAAUAACUCUGAAAAGAGUAAUUUUGAAAUGUCUCUCCUCAUACAAUUUUUAGUUCCUCAAUUUUAUGCACCAUGCACCAUUAUGUAUUACUGUAAACCAACUUAUUUUCGCGGAUACUUUAUUUCGCAUUUAGCCCUUAUUAGCCCAUUUCGUGGAGAUUUAAUUUCGCGAUUUUGAAAUUUGCUUGAUGUUAUAUAAGGAAACUUCCAAGUUUUACAUAUUUGCUUUAUUUUACUACUCGCGAAAGUCGCGAAAAUAAAUCAAUCGCAAAAAUUAGUUGGUUUACAGUAUAUACCAAUACAAAAAAUUAAACCUACUUCCAUAUUUGUAUUGUUUAAACAGUAAAUUUUACCAGAGACAGUAUUAGGGCUGUUCCAAAAUUUAUUCAGUGAGAGGGGGAUGGGAGCCACUCAUUAAAUGUACAUAUGGGUUGCAUUUUCUUGGAAUAUUGUUAGAAUUACAAAUACAAAUGUAAAAUGAAAAAUUUUGUUUUAUAGGUGGUCAGGGUCUUAAAAAAGUGCCUCCCAUGCAUUUAAUUAUGGAAUAGCCCUUACUAUGAAAAUGUGUCCACAAAAUAUAAAUAUUAUGCUCAUAUGAAUGGAAAAUUUUAAAAGUAGAAAAUUUAUACACAGUU